Hemisphaericaspora subhashii is the source of this 3357-nucleotide messenger RNA. RefSeq names its product Chs8p (gene CHS8). Bases 1 to 3357 code for a protein of 1118 amino acids. The record is from RefSeq and is a predicted model, not a curated record. Gene Ontology annotation, molecular function: chitin synthase activity. The transcript has a single exon. NCBI's taxonomy places the organism in Eukaryota, Fungi, Ascomycota, Pichiomycetes, Serinales, Debaryomycetaceae. Gene Ontology annotation, cellular component: cell periphery; cell septum.
AUGUCUGAGAAACCAUAUGAUUCUAGAAGUGGUUCAGAUGAUGAAGAUGAUGAUUUAUUUGGUGAUGAAUUAGAAAAGACAAUUCCAACAACUACAAUCAAUUUAAUCAAUACUGAUAGUAAUAAUAGUUCAUCAGAUGGUACUACUUCUACUACUAUCCCCACUGCUGCUGCUGGUAUUGCUGCUUCUUCUUCUUCCAUGCCUGGUGCUAAUCCUGCCAAUCACAGACAUUCCAUGUAUUCAGGAGGAGGAGGUGCCACUGCUCCAUUGCCACCUCAUCAACAUCAUUCAAAUGCCAAUCGUUUCAGUUCAAGAAGAGCAUCUUAUAACAACAUAGAUUAUUAUGGUCAACCAGUAUAUGCUGCCAAUCCAUUCAUUACACCUCAAAACGCUUAUGGUUAUCAAUAUGGAAGAGGAGUACCAGGUGGAGGAGUACCACCUGGAGUUGCUCGUACUAGUCGUCAUCAAAAAACUCCCAGUUAUUCAAACUUUGAUGAAUUCGAUUAUUAUAAUGAUAAUCAAUUUGAUUCAGGCGCAUUUACACCCCAAGUCUUAUCACCACCUCCUGCUGCAACAGGUGGUAAUCGUGGUGGACCUAAAAGAGGCAAAACCGUCACUUUUAGAGAUCCUAAUUCCGAACCAGAAUAUCCUCCAAUUGCAUAUAGUCCCGGGAAUAUUCCUUAUGAAGAACAUGAUUUUGAUUUAGAAGAACAAAGUGUUAGAUUACUGACAUAUGGACGUCCCAACAUGUUUUCUGGGGAUGAUUAUAUGAUUAAUCCUUUACAAGAUGCUGAUGAUGAUGAUGAUUUAGAUCCAUUUGGAGAUGAUGAAUCUUUGUUUUCCGAUACUGGAGAAGAAAUUGUUAGAAGAGGAACAACAAUUAAACGUGCUGGUAGUAUGAAGAGAAGAAAUACCCAAAAGGCAAGAACUUCUACUUCUACUCAUCCAGAAACUCUUGAAGAAGAAGAAGAGGAUGAUUUCAAACCAAAAUUAACCUAUACAAAAACUAUCAAAAAGGCAAGAUUAGUCAAUGGUAAUUAUGUAAUUGAUGCUCCAGCUCCUCAAUCAUUAUUGGAUACUUAUGGUAUGAAAAUCACUGAUGGAGGUAGAGAAAUGUCAUUUAUGAGAUAUACUGCUGCUACAUGUGGACCAUCAAAUUUUAUGAAUUUUAGUUAUAAUUUACGUCAAGCAUUAUAUGAUCCACCCAGAGAAACUGAAAUCAUGGUUUGUAUUACCAUGUAUAAUGAAGAUGAAAUAUUGUUAGCCCGUACUCUUUUUGGUGUUUUUGAAAAUAUUAAAAAUCUUUCACGGAGAGCUGAUCCGGCUUGGGGUGAAGAAUCGUGGAAAAAAAUCGUGGUCUGUAUUGUUAAUGAUGGUAGAUUGGAAUUAAAUAAACGUACAGAAACUUUACUUCGUGCAUUGGGACUUUUCCAAGAUGGGUAUGCUAAAUCCAAAAUUAAUGAUAAAUCAGUCAAAGCCCAUAUAUACGAAUAUACUUCCACAGUCGGGAUUGAUGUUGUGAAUGAAAAAGUCCAUAUUGGUCCAAAUUCAAACCCAGUUCAAUUCAUCUUCUGUUUGAAAGAAAAGAAUAGUCGUAAGAUUAAUUCUCAUCGUUGGUGCUUUCAAGCAUUUGCCCCCAUUUUACAACCAAGAGUUAUCAUGUUAUUAGAUUGUGGUACCAAACCUUCCAAAGAUGCUUUUUAUUAUUUAUGGAGGGCAUUUAGAGAUCCAAAUGUGGCUGGUGCUUGUGGGGAAAUGAGAGCAGCAUUAGGUCCAGGAAAAAAAUUAUUAGCUAAUCCUUUAGUAGCAGCACAAAAUUUCGAAUAUAAGAUUUCUAAUGUUUUGGAUAAACCUAUGGAAUCGGCAUUUGGAUUUAUUUCGGUGUUACCGGGGGCGUUUUCGGCAUAUAGAUAUGAAGCAUUAUUGAAUGUGAACGGUAAAGGUCCACUAGAGAAAUAUUUCAAGGGUGAAUUUCUUCAUGGAUUUACUAAUCCUGAUGGAGAUGAAGAAGAAGAUGAUGAAAGAGAGAUUAAGGAACGUAAUUAUCAAGAAGCCGGGAUUUUCACAUCAAAUAUGUAUUUGGCCGAAGAUAGAAUUUUAUGUUUUGAAUUAGUAGCCAAGAAACGUCAUCGAUAUGUAUUGAGAUAUGUUAAUGAAGCAAAAGCUGAAACUGAUGUCCCGGAAAGAAUUGAUGAAUUCGUAUUACAAAGAAGAAGAUGGCUUAAUGGGUCAAUGUUUGCUGCCGCAUAUGCUGUUUUCCAUUGGACUAAAAUUUGGAAAUCUGAUCAUGGAUUAUUUAGGAAAUUAAUGUUACAAUUAGAAUUUUAUUAUCAAUUAACCACGAUUUUAGUUUCUUGGUUUUCAUUAGCUUCAUUCUUUUUGGUGUUUAGAAUCUUGACUGCAAAUUUAGGUUCUACUGAAAUGCAUUUCGAAAUCGGGAAAUAUUUAGCCGUUAUUUUCCUAUGGUUCUAUGUUGGUUCAGUGGUUUGUACAUUCGUGUUAGCAUUCGGUAAUACUCCUAGAGGUACCAAGAAAUUCUAUCUAGUCAUUGCCUGUUUCUUUGCCGUUUUGAUGGCAUAUAUGAUGUUUGCCGCUAUUUUCUUAGCCGUCCAUACCGCCACAUCCAUUAUCGACGAACAUAAAGAUGAUUUCACCAUCUCAUUAAUCUUCACCAAUGAGAAAUUCCGGGAUUUGAUUGUUUCCACUGCAUCGAUUUAUUUAUUAUAUUUUGCCGGGGCAAUUAUGUUUGGAGAACCUAGUUUCAUGUUCACUUCCUUCGCCCAAUAUGUGUUAUUAUCACCCACCUAUAUCAACGUGCUUAACAUCUAUGCCUUCUGUAAUAUCCAUGAUGUUUCUUGGGGUACUAAAGGAGUAGAACAAGCUAAAGAUUUAGGAUCGGCCAAAUCGGUGAGUAAAGAUUCUGAUGAAUUGAUUAUGAUUGCUCCUGGAGUAGAACAAGAAGUUAAUGAAUCAUAUUUGGACACUUUGGAAACAUUACGUGCUAUGGAACCCGAGGUACCUCAACCAAAAAAGAAGAAUAUUAAGGAUGAUGCAUAUUAUGCCUUUGUACGUACCAUGACUGUCUUGGUUUGGAUGUUGACAAAUGCGAUUUUGAUUGCGUUUGUUUUGGAAACAGGUGGGGUGACUACUUUUACAAACGGUACCGAAGUGAAUGCUGAUGGAUCUAUUAGUGGUAAUUCACGUACGUUUUUGACAAUCAUUUUAUGGAUUGUUGCUGCAUUGGCGGCGUUUAGAUUCUUGGGUGCUUUCUUCUUUUUGGUAUUUAAGGCGUUCAGACCAUUGAAAUGGAGAUGGAUCGCUAGAAAAGAAAUCAAGAAGGCUCAUAAUAGUGGAUAA